Molecule: messenger RNA, 1053 nt
Organism: Nerophis lumbriciformis (worm pipefish)
Lineage: Eukaryota; Metazoa; Chordata; Actinopteri; Syngnathiformes; Syngnathidae
Source: RefSeq, a predicted model, not a curated record
AUGGCUUCGGGGGAAACCCUGUACAUUGAGACGGACGGCUCCGAAAUGCCCACCGAAAUAGUGGAACUGCACGAAAUCGAGGUGGAGACUAUCGAAACAACUGUUGUCGGGGAAGACUGCGAGCACCAGCCUAUGAUCGCCUUACAACCGCUCGACACGGACGAUCCGCACUCGAUUCUCCCCCACCAGGAGGUGAUUUUAGUGCAGACCCGGGAGGAGGUGGUGGGCGAGGACGACUCGGAACUGCACGCGGAUGACGGCUACCAAGACCAAAUACUCAUCCCGGUGCCCGCCGUGGAGGAGGACUACAUCGAACAGACUCUGGUCACAGUCGCGGGGAGAAGCUCGGCAGCGGCCCGGAUGAAGAGAGCUGGAGCUGGGAAGAAGUCGGUUAAAAAGAGCUACUUAAGCGCCGCUGACAUGGGCAGAAAAUGGGAACAGAAGCAAGUGCAAAUAAAGACGUUGGAAGGAGAGUUCUCCGUUACUAUGUGGGCUUCGGAUGACAAGAAGGACAUUGACCAUGAAGAGCAAAUCACGGGUGAAAACUCUCCUCCUGACUAUUCAGAGUACAUGACAGGGAAGAAGCUACCUCCAGGGGGCAUCCCGGGGAUCGACCUCUCGGACCCCAAGCAACUGGCAGAGUUUGCAAGAAUGAAGCCAAAGAAAGUGAAAGAAGACGACGCACCCAGGACGAUAGCCUGCCCGCACAAAGGCUGCACUAAGAUGUUCAGGGAUAACUCCGCUAUGAGGAAACACUUGCACACCCACGGGCCUCGUGUGCACGUCUGCGCCGAGUGCGGCAAAGCUUUCGUGGAGAGCUCCAAACUGAAAAGACAUCAACUAGUACACACAGGAGAAAAACCUUUCCAGUGUACAUUUGAGGGCUGCGGCAAGAGGUUCUCCCUGGACUUUAAUUUACGUACCCACGUGAGAAUCCACACGGGGGACCGCCCGUACGUGUGCCCUUUUGACGGCUGCAACAAGAAAUUUGCCCAGUCUACCAACCUGAAGUCUCACAUCCUCACACAUGCCAAAGCAAAGAAUAACCAGUGA